AUGUCGCCCCAAAAAAGAUCCAAGGACGAGUCGGAACCUGCUAGGAAAUCAGAGGCAUCAACCACAGGAACCAAGCGACGGCGAGUGUCUCUGGCCUGUGAUGCUUGCAGAACAGCCCGAGAGAGAUGCGAUGGCGGACGUCCACAAUGUGGCCGUUGCGUGUCUCAGCGCCGGUCUUGUUCCUAUACGCCUGCAUCUAAGAAGAGAGGUAUUCAAAGCGGAUACCUGAGAGCAAUUGAGCUAUCGCUUGCUUGGUUGCUUGAGAAGACUCCCGACAAUGAAGAGGCCCUACACCAGCUGCUAGUCAAGGAUGACGGCAAAGAUGGCGCCAACAUUCUUAUGAGCAAAGGCAUAUCCGCGAAUAAGCUUCAUAAGCGGUGGAGCAAGUGCCGCGUUCAUAAGCAGCUUGAAUCGCUACUUUGCGAAGGGGGAGCACCAAAAGUGGAAGCAUCUAAUACCGAAGAUUCAGAAACAGACGACGACACUGCGGUGGAAAAUACCGACUUGAUAGCAGGUUCAUCGGCAAGUCCUCACAUGACAGACUCUGGAGCUUUUGACGAGGCUUUUUCUUUAAAAGAGCUCAAAUCAAUCAAACAACGGGCGACAAAACUACCUUCGAAUUAUCGACAUUUCCUUAACAUCUAUUUUGCAUAUACCCAUUGCUGGUUCCCGAUACUCGAUCGAGAAGACAUUUUUGCUACCGCGACAAUAUGCGAGUCUCAGGCUGGAAGUGUAUCUGAUCGCCCGACGGAAGAUGGCACAACCUCCUCUAAUCUUGCCGUUCUCUGGUCUGCUGUAGCUGUUGCAGCUUUUCAAAAUGCGCACUCUUCAGCUCCUCUCAUCAGCGAGGGGGCUGUAUCGCCGACAGAGAUCUUUUCCAUAGCACGGAGCCUGAUCCCGCAGGAGGAAGAUCAGUUCGAUGUUUCCGGCAUUCAAGCAAAUCUUCUACACGCAAUUAUUCUGAUCGGCCGUGAAAACAUGCUGGCUGCAUCACUCAUCACAGGAAAGGCCAUGCGGCUGAUUUCAUACCUGCGGGUAAUGAAUGGCGAUGCGCAAAAGCCAGUUUUGGAUAAAUUAGCUGCCGCUUGUAACCUCAUCGAGGUGCUAACAUCGAUUUGUAUUGGGCAGCCAUCCCGGAUACUGGAUAUGAGAAAUGUCCAGCGGACUGGUCUAUCAGAUUUGGGCUUCACUGAUUCUUUUUCUCCGGCCUAUGGGUUUGGUAAACUCUCACUAAAUCCCAUCUCUGCUCGCCCUCAGAUACCCCCUCCUUUUGCUCUGGACCAGUUGAGUCGAUUUGCCCAGAUUUUAAGUACUCAUGCUGCCGAAAAGCUUCAUCCAGACGACCCUGGUAAAGCUAUUACCGUCGGGGAUCUUGUAUCAUCCUUGGAUCCACAGUUCAGCUUUUGCAAUUCUGUUAUUGCCGGAGAGGCAACUCCAAUGGUACCUUCAGCAUUUCUCAUCCAGGCCAUGUUCUUAGCCGCAACCGUUGAGCUCGUCCCGGGCCAACGAUCUUCCCUCACGUCUAAUUUCCUAGAGGUGGUUGAAUCCAGCAUAUCCAAUUUUGGGGCAUGUGGGACUCCGCCUAUCAUCGUUGCUCUGUUUUCACUCGUUCAACAGAAAGGCAUCAUUGAUGAAAUGCUGACAUCUGAUACCAACAGAUGGAAUUUAGCAUUAAAUACAAUCAAGAGAGUGUGGCUGCCAGAUGAGGCAGCUCGGAAUGCAAUAUCGCCUAAAACAUCAACAUCAAUAUCCGGUAAUUCUUGGGGGAACAUCUCCGGACUGAAGCCAUUGGGCCAGGGCAAUCCAAUGAGCUACCAUGAAGAACCCCCAACAAGAUCCAUUCGCCAAGGAUAUGGGCUAUUCCCCACGGAGGCACACAUACCCCCCAGCGGCCAGAUUUAUAUGGAAAAUCAGCAUAAAUAUUCUCCCGCCCAGCCUCCGCCGAAUCUCGGUAUGCAGUUUUUACCAACCUUGAUCGGUACAAUGCAGCCCGUUAGCCGGGUCAUACAACCAGGAGAAUCUCAAACCAACUCGGUCGACUACGAGGCAAUCCUGGAGGAGCUGGGCAACAUCGACUACGCUGACAGCAGCAUUGAAAUGGAUCCCCAGUUUAUGAUGAAUCUUGGAUUUGCUCCAGGGUGUACUCUGGAAGAAUUGUUUCAUGCCGAUUCCGGCGCCUAAUUAGCCACUUUAUCACUUACUAGAAC
This is a messenger RNA of Trichoderma atroviride IMI 206040, 2207 nucleotides long. RefSeq lists its product as uncharacterized. Lineage: Eukaryota; Fungi; Ascomycota; Sordariomycetes; Hypocreales; Hypocreaceae. The record is from RefSeq and is a predicted model, not a curated record. Gene Ontology annotation, biological process: positive regulation of transcription by RNA polymerase II; DNA-templated transcription. Gene Ontology annotation, molecular function: zinc ion binding; DNA-binding transcription factor activity, RNA polymerase II-specific; DNA binding.